Molecule: messenger RNA, 921 nt
Organism: Pararge aegeria (speckled wood butterfly)
Lineage: Eukaryota; Metazoa; Arthropoda; Insecta; Lepidoptera; Nymphalidae
Exons: 1
Coding region: 4-921 (305 amino acids)
Source: RefSeq, a predicted model, not a curated record
CAGAUGCAUUGUUACAUUUGUUUCACAUAUCUGAUGAUCAUAGCCACCGCUCACCCACCGAAACAUCGAGAAGCUUUCAAAUCAAUCGAGAAAAGGUCCAUAUUUAACGAUGUUAUUCAAUCACUAAGAAUCAGAUCACAGCUACCCGAAGAUAUAAACUUGAACGAUGAAAAUAAUAUAGGACAAAGUGACGAUAGAUACGGCUAUAACAAUGAACCUCUUCGGUUACCGAGUGACAUUGAAUUCAUGCCUCGAAGAAAUGAUAGAAUAGAAAUGCCAACCCUAAAAUAUAGAUUUCCGAAAAGCCUCACCAUAAACAAAAGUGAAAAUACAGAAAGUGCCAAAAAAGAAGUAGUAGUUUACAUAAAUACGCCAACGGAAUAUAAUGAUGUUCAAACAACUACCCAAAAGCCAAAGAAACAGAAACGUCCCAGACCAACUGUCGAUAGGAAUAAAGUUGUUAUCAAAAAUACAGAUGAAAAUGACAGUGAAGCAGAAAUAGAUACAUCUGACAAACCCUUUGUUAAUACGAUGGGAGGUCAAAGUCAAAUCGGUAACCGUGAAUCCCAGACUGUAGUGAAACCGACAGUGAUUGUUAACUUUAGAGGUUCAGUAAUGCAUAGAGAAAGUGAUAUAAAACUAGAAAAGCGAAAAACAAAGAACGAUACUUUGAUGCCUCAAAACAUUUUUAAUAUUAAACAAGAGAUAAACCUUGAAAGAAGUGACGGACUCAGUGAUAUUGGAGAUAUAAAAAAGUUACCUCCAAAAGUUAAGCAACACGUAAAUAUUGUUUCGAAUAAUGUAAAGGCGAGAAUUGAAGAAGACAUGAUGAUGUGUGAAACCGCAUCUUGGAAAGAAAAGGAAGGUAAAGAUCGUUCGGAUCGCAAGCAUGAUGUUUUGCAAAUACUUGUAUCAAUUUAA